AUGCUGGAAGUGGAGGAGACGAGUGGUGGUUCUACUUGCGGCGAAUCGUUGAGGGAGUCGCCGAAAGUCUUGACGGGCGGUGAUCGGAAAUUAUUGAAGGUGGAGCUCCGGCCAGGGGAUACGACGUAUGUGUCGUGGAAGAAGCUCAUGAGGGAAGCUAGUAAGGUCAAUGGGUUAUCGGCUUCGGUACCCGAUCCGCCUCCAAAUGCUAACCCUAACCUCGAGUCUCGCCUUGCGCCGGGGCCUCCAGCAGAAAUUGAAACGAAUGACCAACCUCAUUCUAACUGUUUCAACGCUGUUAUUGAGAAGAUAGAGAGGCUUUAUAAGGGAAAAGAUAGCAGUGAUGAAGAGUUAGACGGUGCUCCUGACGAUGAUGAGUAUGACACUGAAGAUUCAUUUAUCGAUGAUGCUGAACUAGAUGAGUAUUUUGAAGUUGAUAAUUCAGCAGUUAAACAUGAUGGAUUUUAUGUCAACAGAGGAAAGUUGGAGCGGAUGGAACCUUCGACAACAUCUGACAAGCAACAAAAAAAAAGGCGACGGAAAGAUUCAGCAAAUUCCCAUGGUGAUGGGGUUGACGUAAAUAAACAAACCAAGUUAUCUAUAACAGCUAGGCGAAAGGUUCAAUCAACUGCUUUUGGGUCCUCUUUAAAGAGAAAGUAUAAUGUUGCAAGGAAAACACAGGAGUCCCCUUUGCCUUUUGGAUCACAAAAUGCGAAUGCGUCAUUGUCUCUGGACAAUGUUAAAAAUUCUGAUAAAGCAAAUUAUCAGUCUAGGAAUGCCACAAGUCACAAGUCAAAGGAAGCUGGAGACUCUAGUGCCCUUGUAGUCCGUAAUAAAGAAAACAAUAGCACACUUGACCUGGCAAAUGCAACAGGAAGCAGGCAAUCCAUUCAAGCAACAAAAAAAGAUGGUUCUAAUGUGAAGUCUAGAACCUCGACCCUAGAGAAAGCCAUAAGGGAAUUGGAGAAGGUGGUUGCUGAAUCAAAGCCUCCUGCUGCCACUGAGAAUCAAGAAGCUGAUACCUCCUCCCAGGCAGUUAAGAGGAGAUUGCCAAGAGAAGUAAAAUUUAAUCUUGCUAAAGUUGCUAGGAUUGCGGCAAGCCAGGGAAAACUCUCGGCAGAGUUAAUCAACCGUCUUAUGAGCAUUGUUGGUCACUUUAUACAGCUUAGGUCACUUAAGAGGAACUUGAAAAUCAUGAUUGAUAUGGGCGAUUCUGCAAACCGAGAAAAAGAUAAUAGGUUCCAGCGAAUUAAUAAUGAAGUUCUUGAGAUGAUAAAAGCUAAGAUUUCUUUGAUGGAACCACAGGCAACCAAACAAGAAGUUGGAAGUUCCGAUGAUUUUCAGGACUCUGUAGAAAAGCCAUCUUUAAAGAAAUUUGUCAUGGAUGUGGCACUGGAGGAUAAAUUGUGUGACCUAUAUGACAUCUUUGUUGAUGGAUUGGAUGGAGAUCCAGGUCCAGAAAUAAGAAAGCUGUAUGCCAAUCUAGCUGAACUCUGGCCAAAUAGAUUAAUGGAUAAUCAUGGGAUCAAGCGUGCGAUCUGCCGGGCAAAGGAGAGGCAGAGAGCUUCGUAUGGGAAUCUUGGCAAAGAGAUGGAUCAAACGACGAUGAAGAAGAGGAGGAAGCAGUUGGUACCAAGAACAGACUGGACUGCUCAGCCCAACGCAAAUUCAGUUUUUCAGAGACAACACAAUGGAGAGAAAAUGACUGUUGAUGCAAACGCAACCAGCACUUCCCUUAUCUCCACUCAAACUAUGGCUGAUACUUCUUGUGACAGAUCAAAUCAGCAGCAUGAGAAACUAAAGGGAAGCUCAAGCACUUGCAAUCCGGGGGAAGAAACAAGAGUGGUCAAGAGAAAGGCAGAGCCAGUAAUGGCAGAGAAACAAGUCGUUCUGGCUCUGCAGAGGCAGGAACAUCCACAGGCACGUGUUAUCGCAGCUCCUCAUAAUCCGAACAUCCCAGAGACUCCUCUGGAUCUGAACCUGCCAAGUUGA
Molecule: messenger RNA, 1992 nt
Organism: Arabis nemorensis
Lineage: Eukaryota; Viridiplantae; Streptophyta; Magnoliopsida; Brassicales; Brassicaceae
Source: the annotation of a GenBank genome assembly